UCAUCUGCUAAGAAACGUCGUAAAUCGUAUACAGCAGCUUUCAAGCUAGACGCCGUCAAUUAUCGUGAUUUGCAUGGAACCUUGGCAGCGGCUAGUCAUUUUGAAGUCACUGAAGCAAUGAUAAGAAAGUGUACUAUUGAUCGACAAAUUCUUCAAGAGAUCGUUGAUGAAGUUGAAGAUGCCAUCUACAACUGGGUUGUCAAAAAACGAGAAGAAAAUAGAGCUGUCACGGUGAAAUUAAUAAGGACUAAAGCCAAGGACUCAGCAGAAGAGCAUGGUCACCAAAAUUUUAAAGCAUCUCUCUCUGUACGAAGAAGAACAAGUUUCGGUCAACCUUUACCGUCUGACCAUCUACAAAAACGCUCCGAUUUUCGAAAGUUCGUUGCAGCUGGAGCCUUGAACGUGUCCCCUUUCAAUUUGAGAAAUAUUGAUAAAGUACCAGGUCUCUUUGAUAUCAUCUAUGAACAGACAGUUGGUGUGAAGGGGCGAGAGAACAUUAAAAUUGAUUCUACCAGCCACGAGAAAUCUAAUUUUACUGUUGUAUUGGGAGUGACUGCUGCUGGAGAGAAACUUAAACCGAUGCUAAUUUUCAAGAAGAACAAAAUUGCCGUGAUACCAGGAGGAUUGACUCAAACAUUGCAACCCUUAAACGUUGGCAUCAACAAACCGUUUGAAGACCAAUUGAAAGCUGGCUGGGAAAAAUGGAUAAGAGAUGAAGCCAAAGCAACUUACACAAAAAGUGGUAUAAGGAGAAGGAUGAGCCACGAAGGAACUGCAUUUUUGGUUAGCGAAAGUUUCCAAUCCGUUUCAUCUGAUGUUAUUCAACAUAGCUUUAAAAGAGCAUAG
This is a messenger RNA of Haemonchus placei, 846 nucleotides long. Lineage: Eukaryota; Metazoa; Nematoda; Chromadorea; Rhabditida; Trichostrongylidae. The record is from the annotation of a GenBank genome assembly.